Messenger RNA from Tigriopus californicus, 1332 nucleotides. It is a transcript of the gene Dpck, whose product is annotated as dephospho-CoA kinase-like. Gene Ontology annotation, biological process: coenzyme A biosynthetic process. The record is from RefSeq and is a predicted model, not a curated record. The transcript has a single exon. Gene Ontology annotation, molecular function: dephospho-CoA kinase activity; ATP binding. Lineage: Eukaryota; Metazoa; Arthropoda; Copepoda; Harpacticoida; Harpacticidae. The coding region runs from base 288 to 1022 and encodes 244 amino acids.
UCAGUGCUGAUGAAUGACCAUCAUGGUGGUGGUUGAGUGAGUGUCUGUUCCUGAAAACUACAAACAUACGUACACAUACGUUCACCCCAGAGUACUAAGCAUAUAUGACCUAAUGAGUUCAACUUAAGAUAGAUCCAGCAGUGAGUGAGUGAGCGAGUGAACGAGUAGUAAGUAGUCCCUGGACGCUGAUUUUGUUCUCGACCUGCCAAACGCAAUGUUGAUUGGUGUGUAGGAACUAGGAAGGCGUUUGCUCGUUACACAAGCACUACGAGAGUAACGCACGCAGCAUGUUCUUGGUGGGCUUGACCGGUGGUGUGGCCACGGGUAAGAGCACCAUCGGGAAAAUGUUCCUGGAUCUGGGUGUGCCCAUCAUCGAUGCGGAUUUGAUGGCCAGACGCAUCGUGGAACCCGGUCGAUCGGCUUGGCACCAGAUCCGAGAAGCCUUUGGAUCAGGCGUGUUCCAUUCCGAAACGGGAGAAGUGGACCGAGCUGCGCUCCGGAAGAUCAUCUUUGAGGACGACCUUCAACGCGAGAAGCUCAAUCGGAUCACGCAUCCCGAGAUUUACAAGGAGAUGUGCUGGGAGGUGGCCAAGUGUGCCCUGAGUGGUCACCAGUACGUGGUCUUGGACCUGCCUUUGCUCUUUGAGGCCGGUGUCAUGGUGGACUACAUGCAUAAGAUCAUCGUGGUCACUUGCGAAGAGGACCUUCAAUUACAAAGGCUCAUGGAGCAACGCUUGUUGAGUGAGCGAGAGUCCAAACUCAUGAUCAAUGCACAAAUGUCCUUGGAGCAGAAGGCCAGUCGAGCCCAGUUUGUCAUCGAGAACUCGGGAAACAUGGGCGAUAGUCGGGAACAGGUGGAGAAGAUCCACGAGGAGCUGUCCAGCUCGCCGUUCCACUGGAAGAUCCGAUUGAUCUUUGGCAUUGCAUUGGGAGGAGCUGUGGGGCUGUUAUGCUUUCUCACGCGAGAAAUCGUCAAGGCCUCCAAGAUGGGCGGCAAAUGGAGUCCGCUCACGCUUCAUUAAAGUCAGUGGACGAUCAUGUCACCGACACACCGACCCGGUCCGCAUAUUUGCCUCAAAUACAUUCGUUCAAUUCGCCUUCUCCAUUCGUUAUCCACAAUCUACCAUCCACCCUGAUCUAAAUUUUGAUCCCCAAAUUCUCAGUCUUUGUGUCAAGGAGCCACGUUCUCAAAUCUGCCAGUGAAUGCAGCCAACGUAGGGUUCAACCAUCGCCAGUUAGUCGUGUUUCGAACUGUAGAGCUCAGCGUUCAAGAAUGAUAUCCGCGUUUGGUUGAUAACUAUCACGAAUAAAAUAUAUUUUUUUUCUCCUGAA